UUAUUGGAUACGUGUUGUUGCUAGGGGCGUGGGUUUGUGUCUUAAAAUUGGCCUGCCUCCUUGCCAUGGAAAGUGUAAUUCGAGAGAGACAUGGCACAAAUACUGUCCGAACGAACGGUGAGAUGCUCUGAGCACAUGCUCUGGGAGAAAACUGUGCCGCAGUGAGCAAACAAUCUGAUUUGAUCAGCGCUUUGACCCAGCACCCGGACACCGCUCAACAUAGGAACUGCCCCCCAGCCGAGGGCCGCGCAUAGGGGGCGAUGCGAUGGAGUCGAUGCUGCGAUAUGGAGGUCACACCUCCCUGACUUCAUUCUGCUUUUCAAUCGAUAAAUAACCGUAAUAAAUACGCAAUAAACAGCUACUGGAUCGACUAGCCUACGAUUAUAGUGGUCACAGCUGCUCACCUGACAGUUGCAUGUGAUGGGUAUUUUGAGGGCUUAGAGAGAGGAACUAUCCUGGCCCGACAACCGUGAGUGUUUAUGGUAGCGGUUAUACCUACCACGAGUUCUGCAACAUACACUGUAACCAAUUCGAUCAGUUGAUGAAACAAAGUCGCAAUAAACGAAGGCUUUACAGAAACUGCAUAUGAUAGGAAUGAAUGACAGUUGUAAUGUAUUAAUGCAACAUUUCAAUUGGCUGGUUGGCUGGCUGGCUUGAUUUGUGAUAAAAUGAGCCGUAUUAAAUCAAGCAGUGGCACCAUUGCAACUGUUUUAAGAGUUUGUCGUUAUUAAUUGCUAUUUUAAUAAAUAUUCUAGAUAUCUCAAGUGAGAUUAUAUUAGGGAUGGUAUAGCUACCUAACUGCGUCAGUACAUGCGAACGUUGCAGGUAGCCUAUGCACACCCUCACUGCUGGGGAAGGACCAUGAUAGCAGUAGCCUCUGAAUGUCACCGAUAACUGUCUAAAUAUUUCCCGGGGAUGGAUUCCGGGGAUGGCUCGGGCUCGGACGCGCCACUUGGAUCCACAUUCUCCUCGGUUCCCAAUUUAGACUCUGACACCAACGCCAAUAUCCGUAUCUAUGAGAACGGUGGAGAGCGGAAUGUCAACAACAUAGAAACUGCAGCGCUGAGAGGGGCAAGCGACCCGAGCGCGUACCCCUUAUCGGAUUACCGGGGGCUGGUCCGUCAAAGAUUUAUUCGCAGAAGUUUGUGGUUUUCGGACCCCGACGACCAAGCGUUGGACGCGCCAGAAUGCGUCAACAGCACUCCAAUGCUGAGCGUCCACCUGCGCACCAUCGUGGACCGAACCCGCGCUCUCGGACCUCGUGUGGCUUUCCAGGUCCAGGAAAGCUCGAGCUCCGAGAGCCAAGUGGGGCAGAAGGACAGUGCGACUGAGAGUGUGAGCGUGGAUGAAGAGAAGGAGAGGAGCGAGGCCGAGCCAAAACCAGACGAUGCAGCUGCACUGUCGCCCGAUACUACCGGGAAAGCGGGGAUUGAUGAGAACGAAGAUGAGAACGAGAUAAAAGCCGUGUCCACCUCACCCGGGGGCCGGUUUCUCAAGUUCGAUACUGAGCUCGGGAGAGGGUCAUUCAAGACUGUCUACAAGGGUCUGGACACAGACACCUGGGUAGAAGUUGCUUGGUGUGAACUCCAGGACCGUAAGCUGACCAAAGCGGAGCGUCAGAGGUUUAAGGAGGAGGCAGAGAUGUUGAAGGGUCUCCAGCACCCAAACAUUGUGCGUUUCUACGACUUCUGGGAGUCACCGGUCAAAGGGAAGAAGUGCAUCGUUCUGGUGACAGAGCUCAUGACCUCAGGGACACUAAAAACGUAUCUGAAGCGGUUUAAGGUGAUGAAGCCUAAGGUUCUGAGGAGCUGGUGUAGACAGAUCCUGAAGGGCCUCCACUUCCUCCACACCAGGGACCCUCCCAUCAUCCACAGGGACCUGAAGUGUGACAACAUCUUCAUCACCGGCCCCACCGGCUCCGUCAAGAUCGGGGACCUGGGAUUGGCUACCCUCAAGAGGGCCUCCUUUGCCAAGAGUGUCAUUGGCACCCCAGAGUUCAUGGCCCCUGAGAUGUAUGAGGAGCACUAUGACGAGGCGGUGGACGUCUAUGCCUUUGGGAUGUGUAUGUUGGAGAUGGCCACCUCAGAAUACCCCUACUCCGAGUGCCAGAACGCUGCUCAGAUCUACCGCAAAGUCACCAGCGGGGUGAAGCCUGCCAGCUAUGAUAAGAUCAGUGACCCAGAGAUUAAGGAGAUCAUCGGGGAGUGUAUCUGCCAUCGGCGGGAAGAGAGGUACACCAUAAAGGACCUCUUGAACCAUGCCUUCUUUGCGGAGGACACAGGCGUGAGGGUGGAGCUGGCUGAGGAGGACGAUGGGAAAAAGAGUUCCAUCGCCCUGAAGGUGUGGGUGGAAGACCCCAAGAAGCUGAAGGGGAAGUACAAAGACAGUGGUGCCAUCGAGUUCACCUUUGACCUGGAGAAAGAAACCCCAGAGGGCGUGGCCCAGGAGAUGGUAGAGUCAGGCUUCUUCUUGGACAGCGAUGUGAAGAUCGUAGGAAAGUCCAUCAAGGAUCGAGUGGCUCUCAUCAAAUGGAGGAGGGAGCGAACCGUCCCUGCAGUUGAGACCCAGAACCUGCUACAGGUGCCCAGCAUGGGGGUACCACCACAGGGGGCGCAACUGGCCCCAGCAGAGCCAGAGGAGGCAGAAGCCGACCAGCCCCUUACCCUGAUCUGCAGCCUGCCCGCCCACGCCACCUCGACCACAUCUGACGGUGGAGCGGGCCUCAUGGUGCUGUCAGAUGUUAAAAACGGUCAGCCCAGUGCCCCAUACCAGUCCAUCCCAGAGCCCAUCUCUACACCCCAGGUGGUCUACAGCCCCCCUGUGCAGCCCCAGACCCAGCUGCACCAGGGGGCCUACCAGAAGCCCACUGCACAGCCUCCCCAAGUGGCCUACUCCUUAGCUACUACCACACAGCUUCAUCAGGGGGCCUACCAGCAACCUAAAGCACAGCUGCACCAGGGGGACUACCAGUCUCCACCUCCCAGUGCAGGGUUGAUCCAGGCCCAGCCACAGGCUCAGCCAGCCUCUGCUCCAGCCACCCCAGGGCCUACGGUACAUCAGAACGGCCCCACGGCUCCACAGAGCAUCCCAGCUGCUGCCCCUCUCACCACUGUACAGGCACAGACACAGACACAGCCUGCUGUUACUGCCCAGCCCAGCCACGAGUUGUCUGCCAGCCAGCCUCUACCUCAGCAGUGCUCUGACAUCACCACCAGUCUUGCCCAAUCACCUGCCUGCCUGGGCAGCAAUGCUUCUAACCCUCUACAGCAGCCUGCCCAGGCCACGCCCCCUCUCCAGUCACUGCAGAUCAGCACACAGGGCCAGUCUGGUGCCCCUCAGGACCCCCAUGGAGAGGCUCAGGUGUCGGCCCCCGCUCCGUUCCACCCCGUCCAGCCUUCCACCCUGUCCCCACCCUGGAGGGCCGAGGUGGUGGACCCCGAAUCUGCUGCUGCAGCCGGGUCUGACCAGACCCUCCCUGAGAGCCCAGCCCGGGCCCCACGCCUGGCUCCGGCUCCAGCUGCAGCCCUGAAGCCCGCUGGCAUCCAGACAGUAGCCCCAGUGCCUGAUGGUGUCAGCCUGUCCACGACUCAGCAUAACCUGGACACUGCAUCUAUGUCCACCUCUUACCAACCUGAGGCCAGCCAAGAGGAGCCACUACAAGAGAAACCCAUGGUGUUUCACAGUUUUGCAGGCUAUGACAGCUUCAACUCAGACGCGGCGUCGGGUAAGGAGAUGAAUGAUGGCUACGAUGGCUCGGCCAGCUGCGGGAAAGGGGACGGGAAGACCCGGAAACACCACCGCAAGUCGGCCCGCACACGCUCACGCCAGGAGAAGACCAACAAGCCCAAACUGAGCAUGCUCAAUGUGUGCAACACGGGCGAUAAGAUGGUGGAAUGCCAGCUGGAGACUCAUAAUCACAAAAUGGUGACCUUCAAGUUUGACCUGGAUGGAGAUGCUCCGGAGGAGAUAGCCAUUUACAUGGCGGAGAAUGGCUUUAUCCUGCCCAUAGAGAAGGAGAUGUUCAUUGACCAGCUGAAGGACAUCGUGGACAAGGCUGAGGACAUGCUGAGUGAGGACAUGGAGGGAGAGACGGCCUCCGCCCUGGGGGGCAGUCCCCAACUGGGACACAACUCUGGGGGGCUGGGGGGAGAGAUUCAGCAGCCCGGAGCACAACAUCCUGUUUAUCAGCAGAAUGUGCUCCACACAGGGAAGAGAUGGUUCAUCAUCUGCCCAGUGGAGGAACCUCCCACCUCCAGCCAGGAUGGAACUACAAACAUGACUGCUGAUGGGACUACAACUACUCAGCCUGACGGGACUACAAUUGCACAGCCUGAUGGGAUUACGGUGCCUGGCCAGACUGCUGAGGGUGGCACUGCAGGGACUCCUUCAGGCAGAGUAUCAGCGUCAUCCUCCAUAGCUAACUCAGUGUCUGGGGGGAGUGGAGGCUAUGGCCUCUGUAGCCCUCCCAUCCUGUCCUCCACAGACCCUCUCCUCCUGGCCAUGUCCCAUGUUCCAGCCCCCUCUGGCCCCCCAUCUGUCCACCCAGGACCUCCUCCAGAGGGCCAGGCCCACAGCUCUACCCUGCCCAGGGUGCAUCACACCCAGCCAGCCUCGGCUCCUCCAGCGGCCCCCUUUGGAGGUCUCCGCAGCUCCCUGUCCGGAGAGGAGCACCAGGGAGGAGGGCGUCUGGGUGCCAUCUCCCCCAUCCACGCCGCCCAGCAGAUGGCAGAGAUGGCGUGCGCUGCCUCCAUGGUGGAGGAGGUGCCCUGUUGCCCGCUGGUCAUGCCCCUGUCCCUGAACGUGAGUUGUGAUGCCCAAGGGGGCUCAACUCCUCUCACCCCUCUGCCCCCCCAGGACCCCUCUACUUCCUCAGCCAGAGAGUCCCUACAACUCUCCUACCCCUCCAUUUCCCGCAGCGACCGCCCCCAGCAGCCCGUGGUGCUCCAGCAGCCUUUCUCCUCAGUGGGCGGAGCCAAGGUCCCCUCGUUGCCCCAGAGCCCCGCCCCCCACCAGCACACGGCAGGGGGGCCCAGUGAGUCGGACGGGGAGGGUCGAGGGGUGGGGGGUCGGGGGGGCUUUGUGGACAGCACCAUCAAGACUCUGGACGAGAAGCUGAGGAACCUGCUGUACCAGGAGUACGCCCCCAUGUACCCAUCAGGCACUGCUGCGGAGACACCUGGCUCAGGGACAGAGUACGUCCAGUCCCCUCCUGGGCCCGACAGUGCCACCCUGGGGUCAGGAAACAGCACCCCUGGACCCAUGGGGGAAGGGCGCUACCGGACAGGGGAACAGCUGCCUCAGAUUCCAGAGAGGAUGGACAGUUUAAGCGCCUUGAGUGAUUCUGCCGUGGGUGUCCCCAUGUCUAGGAGAAAGAACAUACUCCACUCUACCUCCUGCUCUGGCUCGGGCUCCAGUGGCCGGUCUAAGAUUAUCAUAAGCCCUCCUGACAUGGUGACAGGAGGAGAGCUGAAGCAGAGGAGUUGGAGCAGCGCUGCCUCCCCGGCACACCCUGCUGGCCACUUAUCAGACCACCGCAGCAGUGCCCAGGCAAUGGCCAUGGCCCCCUCCACCACCAUCGGACGCUUCUCCGUGGUCAGCAUCGAGGACGACGUCACCCUGAGGACCCGCGGCAGCCGCUACUCCGCCCCGCCCGAUUUCUACCUGGAUACACCCCCCUCCAUGGCCAAACGGGGGUCGCUGCCUCGCGCCUCCAUUACCACUUCCAUGUCUGUUGAUGUUACAGUCCACGCACACCCACGCUUCCUGUCAUCGGACUCGGGGGCGGAGAGUAGUCCCGCCAAGCUGGCCCCGGCCACGCCUUCACGGCACGGCCGCUUGGGGGAGCGGAGAGGAAGUGACCUCAUGAAGAGGGCGGUGGCCUUCCUGCGCCGUUCGGGCCGCAGUAGUAGUGUGCAGAGCUCUGAUUCGCCGAGCCGGCAGGGGGGCGUGCAUGGCUCGGCCUAUGUCAGUAGUGAUAACGACUCAGAGAUGGAGGACUCGGAUAUGAAGAGAGAGCUGACCAGACUCAAGGAGAAGCAUUUGAAGGAGAUCUCGGCGCUGCAGGCCCACCAGAGAGGGGAGAUAGAGCUGCUGUACCGCAGGCUGGGUAAAGCCACUCCACCCCCCCUAGGUCUCUCCCACACAGCUCCCCCCAAGAGGAAGAGCAAGCACAAGCACAAACUGAAGGCUGGCAAACUCCUCAGUCCUCUGGUACAACAGCUGAGGAACGUCACCACCAAAACCAGUGAUUCUAGCAAAACCAGUGAGCCUACAGUGAGUCUGAAUGGGUCUCCAGCAAAAGCUCCAAUCCAGUCAGACAUCAGAGCCCGUUCAGGUACCAGUCACCUGGCUACCUCCACCUCUGAGUCCGUCCAGACCCAGCAGCCCUGCUCCCUCAAUGGCUCCCUCUCCUCAGACAACAUCUACGCUGGAGCUGGACUACACGGAGAGGGGACAGCUCCACCCACUCCACCAAGCCAAGGCUGGUCCGCUUACCCUCCACCGCCUGAGAGAGUGACCUAUAAAUCCAGUAGCAAACCACGCGCUAGAUUCCUCAGUGGGCCUGUGUCUCUGUCUAUCUGGUCAACUCUGAAACGACUCUGCCUUGGUAAAGAGCGUGGUAGGGGGACUGGAUCAGGCCCAGGUGCAUCCAACCAGCCGUCCCAACAACAGACAGCCAGCUCCACCCCUCCUCCCCACCAGCCAAUAGCAGGGUUGGCCCAAGCCCAGGCCAACAACAGCAACAACAAGACAGGCACCUACACCGGCACUUACCCUGGCGCCUACACAGGCUCCUAUGCAGGGUCCUUCACAGACGACCUCCACAGGCUGGUAGAUGACUGGGCCAUGGAGGCCCUGGCUGUCUCCUGGCGGCCGCGGCCCAGUUCCCUCAGCCUCAGUUGGCAGCCGCUUUGGAACGACGACCCCAUGGGGCCCAGAACCAUAGCCAGACUGGCCAGCACUCCAGAUGUACCUGCCAGGACAGCCCCUGGCUUUGAGGGCCCCCAGCUCUCCCUGUCAUGGCCGAUGAUUGACAGCCAGGCCCAGGGGUCAGGGAUGAGGACCAGCUCCCCGGGACAGGCAGGGUUCCAUCCUGGCUACAUGGUGGCCCAUCCAGGCCCAGACCUGUUUGGGGGGCUGCCACCUUCGCCCCUCUCACCCUUCUGUGUGAGCCAGUGGCCUGAGCUGCUGUCCUCCUUGGAUUCAGGGGUGUUUGCUUUCCCUGUCGUGCCCCCAGCCUGGGGCACCCCCACCUCCGCCCCUGCCCCUGCUCCACCCUACGAGCCCCCCGACCCUAAAACCAGGACCCUCUAAUCCUCUAACCCCUGUAGCAUCAUGUCUUCCAACUAUGUUACCAAAAGAUAAGUCAUAUGUAGUUAGAGUUGUGGUCUAUUCUACGCACAGUAUGUAAACUGUAUAUAUUUAACCAGCAUGUAUGUAUAUAGUAAGCAUUUGUAUAUAUAGCCCAUUUAUGUUGUUAUCAAUGUGUGUGACAUUAUCAACCUCUAUUUACAGUACAUACCUCAUAUAUAUGUACAUAAAGGACAUAUGUAUAUUUUAUCACCUGUGUGAAUGGGCUGUAGUGUAUAUAAGGUGUGUAAUACAUUCAUUUUAUCUGCAUAAUCCAUUAAUUUGUUUGUGCAUAUAAGCUUUCUGUGUAUUUACAUGAUCUAUUUCUAUAUUAUAUUAUUCAUUCCUACUGUAAGUCUUUGUACAUAAACUGUUCAUGUUUGUGUGUUUAUCACCCAUAUGUGUGUAUGUGUACCCCUGUGUGUUUGUGUGUGAGACAGGGUGUGUACAAUAUGUUAUCCAUAUGUACAGUAGGUGCUGCAGGGCUCUGUCCUAACCCAGCAGAGAGCCAUUCACCAUCUUGCCAUCACUGUGAAGCCUUGUCUACCUGGUUACCAGCCUGGUCUCCCUGGUUAUGAGCCUUGUUACCCUGGUUACCAGCUGUGUCACCCUGGUUACCAGCCUGGUCACACUGCUGGUCUCCCUGGUUACCCUCUGUGUCACCCUGGUUACCAGGACCGUCUGCUUUAUAACUCAGAUAUUUAUGUUGUAAUAUACUUUUUUUUUUUUUUUUUUUUUUGUGUAAUAUACUUACUUCAUUUUCAUUGAAACUCUUACAACACUAGUGCUUGAAAUAGUCCUAAGAAAUGUGGAAGAGCUUGAACUUAAUCUUCAGGAGAAAUAUCCUGCAAGAGUGCCUUGAACAGUAGUUUCAGUUAAUUCUGGAGACAAGCAUGAGGCCAUUUGAGAUAAAUUAGGAUAAUGUGGUCAUAUUAUGUAUAUGGUUUUGACUAUAAAGGUACUCGAUAUAUUUGUGUGAUUCACAUAUGAAUGUUAUAUUUAGGAAAAAAACAGGUUGGUUAUAUUCAGGUUGCCAAUUUAGAAUGUUGGGAGUCUGACCAUGUCAUUGGUUGUCUUGUGAAUAUUAUAAUAACAGAUGGUACAUUAUCUAAUUUAGUACUGUAAGAUUCACACAGUGCACUGAAGCUAUGUGUUGGUCUCUUUGUCCAGAGGCUUCAACAAAGCAGUAGCUACACGAUUUUGCUCCACUAACCACAGCCUGCAUGAACACACAAUAAAGCUUGCACAGGAUAGCAGUCGGAGCGUUAGACUUUAGGGCAUUCUCUGGGUGAUAGCUAGUGUUACUUGGCUGUCACAAACAGUGGAUAUUUCAUACUGUACAGUAUGAGUAGAACUAAAGGGUUUCUCAGUAUGGACAUUCCUACAGUAUGCCUUAUUGUAGGUUUGAAUCAUUCACUUGUGUGGUUUCAGCGUUAAGGGGUCAUUCCACGAAUAGUGCCUUUCAUGUCCUUGUGACAUUAUGUGUGUGUGUACAUCUUUAUAAAACACUCAGUUUAACAGUUGGAUCACAUACUUGUCCGCUCUUACUAAGCUAAACCAUGUUAAAAUUCCAAUAGUAGCAUGUUUUCAUGAAAGUAAAUACGUUUUUUCCUCUGAAUAUUCCCAUUUUGGCAUGUCCCACAUCAUGUUUGACAGUUUUAACCCAUCAUUGUAAAGCCUUAGUUAUUUUGUUGCUUUGACCAAGUCAUUUCUGACAAUUAUUAUGUAUUUCAUGUGAUUAAUAAAAAUGUGUCCCUCAGGGUUAAGGUCAGCCCUGUUACAUGAACUGAACUCUCGUUUUAAUACAGUAAAACUAUUCCUUUAAAGAACAUUAUUUGAAAAAUAAAAAUGUAACAUCUAAUAGUCAAAUCAUAGUGUAAAAGCAGGUGAGCUGGUUCCACUCUUUUU
Coregonus clupeaformis (lake whitefish) is the source of this 9258-nucleotide messenger RNA. RefSeq names its product serine/threonine-protein kinase WNK2. Bases 916 to 7314 code for a protein of 2132 amino acids. The record is from RefSeq and is a predicted model, not a curated record. The transcript is spliced from 28 exons. Gene Ontology annotation, cellular component: cytosol; cytoplasm. Gene Ontology annotation, molecular function: protein serine/threonine kinase activity; chloride channel inhibitor activity; ATP binding. Lineage: Eukaryota; Metazoa; Chordata; Actinopteri; Salmoniformes; Salmonidae. Gene Ontology annotation, biological process: monoatomic ion homeostasis; positive regulation of sodium ion transmembrane transporter activity; protein phosphorylation.